Carassius gibelio (silver crucian carp) is the source of this 1639-nucleotide messenger RNA. RefSeq lists its product as uncharacterized. NCBI's taxonomy places the organism in Eukaryota, Metazoa, Chordata, Actinopteri, Cypriniformes, Cyprinidae. The coding region runs from base 658 to 1347 and encodes 229 amino acids. The transcript has a single exon. The record is from RefSeq and is a predicted model, not a curated record.
UAGAAGGGGUAACGCCUCCGCCCGGGUGCCCACCGAACCGCUUAUUUGUGCCGGAGGGAUUAAGGUCCAACGUUAUCCAGUGGGGACAUUGCUCUAAUGUGGCUUGCCAUCCAGGGGUUAACCGUACUAGAUUUUUAGUCAAGCAACGAUUCUGGUGGCCACUUAUGGCUCGCGACAUUCACAAUUUUGUUUUGGCUUGCUCGGUAUGUGCCACUGGUAAGGCUUCCAAUCGGUCCCCGGAUGGGUUACUCCAACCGCUGCCGGUACCUUCGAGACCCUGGUCCCAUAUCGCACUAGAUUUUAUUACCGCCCUCCCAGGGCAACACGGUUGUUUUAACCGUGGUGGACCGGUUCUCGAAGGCCGCCCAUUUUAUUCCUUUGGCCAAGUUGCCCUCAGCCAAGGAGACAGCGUUGACCGUCAUAGACCACGUCUUUCGUUUACAUGGCCUCCCGAUAGACGUGGUUUCUGACAGAGGACCCCAAUUUGUGUCUAAAUUUUGGCGAGAAUUCUGUAAAUUACUAGGAGCGACUGUAAGUCUGUCCUCAGGGUUUCACCCCCAGAGCAAUGGCCAGACCGAGAGAGCCAACCAAGAUUUGGAAAGGGUGUUGCGAUGUUUGGUCUCCAAGAAUCCUUCCUCCUGGAGCCAACAAUUGUCUAUGGUGGAGUACGCCCACAAUACCUUACCAGUAUCGGCUACGGGCCUAUCUCCUUUUGAGUGUAGUGUAGGGUACCAGCCACCAAUUUUUCCCAGUAUGGAAUCCGAGGUUGCGGUCCCCUCCGUUCACGCCUUCGUCCAGAGGUGCCACCGCACUUGGACCAGAGCCCGCGAGACUCUACUCCAAGUGGGGGCGCGCACCAAGGCCAAAGCCGAUCGCCACCGGUCUAGGCCUCCCGUAUACGUCGUGGGUCAAAAGGUGUGGCUUUCUACUAAGAACAUUCCUCUCCGUUCCGUUUCUAAUAAACUGGCUCCCAAAUUUAUCGGCCCGUUUACUGUCACCAAGAUCAUUAGUCCGGUGACAGUCCGCCUCAAACUCCCUCCGACGUACAGGAGAAUUCACCCCGCCUUUCAUGUAUCCAAAAUAAAGCCUGUAUUUUAUUCUCCCAUUAAUCCGCCUACCCCGGUCCCUCCCCCGCCGCUUCUCGUAGAUGGGGAGACCACUUAUUUGGUUAAUCGUAUUCUGGACUCUAGAAGGAGGGGACGCGGAUUUCAGUACUUGGUGGACUGGGAGGGUUACGGUCCGGAGGAGAGAAGUUGGGUACCUGCUAGGGACAUCCUGGAUCAUUCCCUUAUCGAUGAUUACAAUCGACAGGUAAGAGAUUCUGGGGACGCCAGGAGGCGUUCUUAGGAGGAGGGGUACUGUCACGGUUCGUGAAUGCACCGUCUCCAGCUGUAGUCAGGUUACGUCAUGUUGAUUGUUUCAUGUGGGUGUGGUCGCUGAUCACUGAUCAGCGGCAGGUGCGGCUAGUUCCCACAGACUAUUUAACACCCUGUCUUUCGUUUCCUGUUUGUCUGAUCGUUGUUUGUAGAUCCUGGUGUUUGAUGUCGUGUUCGUGUUGUUCCUGCCUUGCCUUGUCGCCGUUCUGUUCGGAUCCUGUCGUCACGCUUGGAAUACACUCACCACUAUUGGAUUAUCACCG